Lynx canadensis (Canada lynx) is the source of this 2033-nucleotide messenger RNA. It is a transcript of the gene PDE1A, whose product is annotated as phosphodiesterase 1A. Bases 448 to 2010 code for a protein of 520 amino acids. The record is from RefSeq and is a predicted model, not a curated record. Lineage: Eukaryota; Metazoa; Chordata; Mammalia; Carnivora; Felidae. Gene Ontology annotation, biological process: signal transduction. The transcript has 14 exons. Gene Ontology annotation, molecular function: 3',5'-cyclic-nucleotide phosphodiesterase activity.
AAAAAAGUUGAGCCUCAGAUCAGGCAGUUUUAAAGACAGGGAGGGACUUAGCUUUCCAGAGCUUGACCAGCAUGUGGAAGGACUGCUCUCUUGGCUGCACUAACUCAGGGCGCUCCUACCUGGGUGCCACUAGAGUAGGAAGUUGUCUGUUUGUUUCCUUCUGUUCCCGAGGGUCCUGUGUGCUUUUCCUGCCUGUAUCAACGUGACUGUCGGUGGUUUUUGCACACCCUGCUCUGUGGGGGAGUGCCCCAACGUGCCUGUCUUAUGUGGCCUCUAUGGACACACUGCUCAGCUGGCAGAGAGCAGGGAAGUUUUCUCCCAGCACCCAAAAAGAGAAAGAGGAAACUACUUUUUCCUUCUGGGCUCCUUGCAGCAGAAUAGACUUCUACAUUGCCUCCCUGGAUUUCUGGAGUGGUUUCCAGGAAGAAGUUAAACUUUUACCUUUAAAUGGAUGACCAUGUCACAAUCAGGAAGAAACAUCUCCAAAGACCCAUCUUUAGACUAAGAUGCUUAGUGAAGCAGCUGGAAAAAGGUGAUGUUAACGUCGUAGACUUAAAGAAGAACAUUGAAUAUGCAGCAUCUGUGUUGGAAGCUGUUUAUAUUGAUGAAACAAGAAGACUGCUGGAUACCGAUGAUGAGCUCAGUGACAUUCAGACUGAUUCAGUCCCAUUGGAAGUACGGGACUGGUUGGCUUCUACUUUUACACGGAAAAUGGGGAUGAUGAAAAAGAAAUCUGAGGAAAAGCCAAAAUUUCGAAGCAUCGUGCAUGCUGUUCAAGCUGGAAUUUUUGUGGAAAGGAUGUACAGAAAGUCCUAUCACAUGGUUGGUUUGGCAUAUCCAGAAGCUGUCAUAAUAACAUUAAAGGAUGUUGAUAAAUGGUCUUUUGAUGUAUUUGCCUUAAAUGAAGCAAGUGGAGAGCACAGCCUGAAGUUUAUGAUUUAUGAACUGUUUACCAGAUAUGAUCUUAUCAAUCGUUUCAAGAUUCCUGUUUCUUGCCUAAUUUGCUUUGCAGAAGCUUUAGAAGUUGGUUACAGCAAGUACAAAAAUCCUUAUCACAAUUUGAUUCAUGCAGCUGAUGUCACUCAAACUGUGCAUUACAUAAUGCUUCAUACAGGUAUCAUGCACUGGCUCACUGAACUGGAAAUUUUAGCAAUGGUCUUUGCUGCUGCCAUUCAUGAUUAUGAGCAUACAGGAACCACAAACAACUUUCACAUUCAGACUAGGUCAGAUGUUGCCCUUUUAUAUAAUGAUCGCUCAGUCCUUGAGAAUCACCAUGUGAGUGCAGCUUAUCGGCUUAUGCAAGAAGAAGAAAUGAAUGUUUUGAUAAAUUUAUCCAAAGAUGACUGGAGGGAUCUUCGGAACCUAGUGAUUGAAAUGGUUUUGUCUACAGACAUGUCAGGUCACUUCCAGCAAAUUAAAAAUAUAAGAAACAGUUUGCAGCAGCCUGAAGGGAUUGACAAAGCCAAAACGAUGUCCCUGAUUCUCCAUGCAGCAGACAUCAGCCACCCAGCCAAAUCCUGGCAGCUGCAUCACCGGUGGACCAUGGCCCUAAUGGAGGAGUUUUUCCUACAGGGAGAUAAAGAAGCUGAGUUAGGACUUCCAUUUUCCCCACUUUGUGACCGGAAGUCAACGAUGGUGGCCCAGUCACAAAUAGGUUUCAUUGACUUCAUAGUAGAGCCAACAUUUUCUCUUCUGACAGAUUCAACAGAGAAAAUUAUUACUCCUCUUAUAGAGGAAGCCUCAAAAACAGAAACUCCUUCCUAUGGGGCAAGCAGUGUUGAUUUGUUUAGACGAUCAAAUAUGAAGGGCACCAUGAACGAUGGAACCUAUUCCCCAGACUACUCCCUUGCAAGCGUGGACCUGAAAAGCUUCAAAAACAACCUGGUGGACAUCAUUCAGCAGAACAAAGAGAGGUGGAAAGAGUUAGCUGCACAAGGUGAACCUGAUCUUCAUAAGAACUCAGAAGACCUAGUAAAUGCUGAGGAAAAACAUGCUGAUACACACUCAUAGGUUUGAAAUACCUUAAAGGCUUC